AUGAAACUCACCCUCCCCCUCGCCGUCCUCCUCACACACGCCGCGACCGCUGUACUCGGCGCAUUCCAGCUCACCAGCACUAGCAGCGCAUACACGGUCGACACUGACGGCGGGCUCGUCUUCUCCGUCAGCCGCACCACGGGCGACAUCUUGACGCUUGUCUAUAACUCGGUCGACUACCAGUCGAAGGAGGGCAAAUGGACGCAUAUCAAUUCGGGCCUGGGAACGAGCACGGUCACGGCCGAGACGGUCGGGAGUGACUAUAUCAAGAUCACGAUCGUGUCGGCAGCGAAUCCGGUGACGCAUUAUUAUGUUGCGAAGAAGGGGGAUAGUGUGAUCUAUAUGGGGACAUACAUCACGGGCGAGGUGUCGCCCGGAGAGCUGCGGUGGUUGGCGAGGCUGGACAAGACGAACCUGCCGACCAGCAUCCGCGACCCCGCGAGUGACAACACGGGCGGCGUGGCCAUCGAGGGGAGCGAUGUGUUCUUGGCCGACGGGACGACGAGGUGUAAGUUCUACAGCUCGGACCGGUUUAUCGACGACUUGGUGCACACCGUUUCUGGGCCUGGAAUCUAUAUAUCGCUCGUGAUGCCUGGAACGGCGUAUGAGACCUCGUCCGGCGGUCCUUUUAUGCGCGAUAUCAAUAACCAAGAAACAUCGACCUCGCAGGAGUUCACAUUCUACAUGAACUCGGGUCAUCUCCGCACCGAACCUUGGAGAAUGGGUCUAAAGGGCCCCUACGCAGCCGUCUUUUCAAGCACGGGUCCAGCGUCUGCUGACCUGGACACCAGCUUCUUCAGCGAACUUGAUAUCCUUGGCUAUGUCCCGCAGUCGGGCCGCGGACUUAUGACCGGGUCUGUCUCUGGUGUUCCAUCGGAAUUCGAAGCAGUCAUCGCCUGGUCCAACACCGAGAACCAGUACUGGACGCGCGCCAGCUCCUCCGGUAGCUAUACGAGCCCCUACAUGAAGCCCGGUACCUAUACCAUGAAGCUCUACAAGCAGGAGCUCCUCGUCGCCAUCCAGACCGUCACCGUGGCCGUUGGCGGCAGCACCACUAGCAACAUCGCCUCUACCGAGGUCGUAGCUGCGUCCCCCGUUUUCCGCAUCGGCGAGUUCGACGGCCAGCCCUUCGAGUUUAAGAAUGGUGACAAGUUCCUCGGAAUGCAUCCGUCGGACACCCGCAUGUCUACCUGGGGCGGGAACUACACGGUGGGUGUGUCGACGGCGGCGGACUUCCCGAUGGCGCUGUUUGCAAAGACCGGAGGGCCGGCGACGAUUACGUUUACGGCGGCCAAUACGGCCAAGAGGACGUUGAGAAUUGCAACGACGCUGUCGUUCAAGACAGGGAGGCCGUCGGUGGUGAUUAAUGGUGCAUGGACAGGUGCGGAUCCGGGCGCGCCGGUGUUGAUUGAUUCGAGGGGUGUGACCAGAGGCGGGUACAGGGGUUACGGGGAGAGUUAUGAGUGGGAGGUACCGGCGGGGACAUUAGUAGCUGGGGAGAAUACAUUGGUUGUGGGCGUGACGGGGAGCGGAGAUGCGGGAUUCUUGAGUGCGAAUUAUAUCGUGGAUGCGAUUGAGUUGUACUGA
Messenger RNA from Morchella sextelata, 1587 nucleotides. RefSeq lists its product as uncharacterized. The record is from RefSeq and is a predicted model, not a curated record. Gene Ontology annotation, biological process: pectin catabolic process. The coding region runs from base 1 to 1587 and encodes 528 amino acids. The transcript has 5 exons. Lineage: Eukaryota; Fungi; Ascomycota; Pezizomycetes; Pezizales; Morchellaceae. Gene Ontology annotation, molecular function: carbohydrate binding; carbon-oxygen lyase activity, acting on polysaccharides.